Messenger RNA from Sabethes cyaneus, 1999 nucleotides. RefSeq lists its product as uncharacterized. NCBI's taxonomy places the organism in Eukaryota, Metazoa, Arthropoda, Insecta, Diptera, Culicidae. The transcript has 7 exons. Gene Ontology annotation, cellular component: extracellular region. The record is from RefSeq and is a predicted model, not a curated record. Gene Ontology annotation, molecular function: chitin binding. Bases 66 to 1937 code for a protein of 623 amino acids.
CCAGUUAUUCGCUGGCAGUCGGUUGGCGACAACGUUUACGGGAAAGAAAAUUUUUCGAGUGUAACAUGAUCGGAAAAAUUGCGGUACUAAUUGUUUUGAUAAGUGCUACAGUGUCAGCUGCUUCGCAGAAUGAAACGGAAAUGAUUGUGCGUAAGGAACCUUGUACGAAACUAGAAUAUUACGAUAGAUUCAGGAGAAGAUGUCAAAAUUUUCCUGGCGGAGGGUACUUUGUCAUUGCGGAUCACUCUGCCAAAUGCGUCAGCGACGACCAAGGUCUGCACAAAUUCGAUCGCAACGAUUUCUACUACGUGUGUCAUCCGGAUGGUGUCAUGAUAGGAAUGUGUCCCUCGGAUAUGGUAUUCGACGAAACUGAAGGAAAGUGUGUCGAAAGAAAGGGUACUCCACCCAGUACCGUCAGGGUUUAUGACGAGUCGGAAAACUGCGAUGUUGUUAUCCCCAACUGCAAUCAAGCCGGUGUAUUUGCCGUUCCUUCGAAUUGCUCAUUCUACUACGAUUGCCAGGAGUAUCGACAUGGCUAUCAACAGUUUGUCUAUCGGUGCCCGUACCACACGAUGUACCAUCCGGAUUUACAUCGGUGUACCACCAUGACUAGGUGCUAUCCCAUCCCGUACGAGAUCUUCGACCGAUUCAGUGGCGAAUAUUUCCCUCGAUGUGUUGUACGUGGUCAGUUCCGAACUUCAAACGAUUGCAGUCUAUACUACCGAUGUAUUCCUAACAUGGAUGGAUCGUAUUUUCAAAUUCGAUAUGAAUGUCCUCCUUCGAUGCAAUAUAGCGAGGAAAGCGAGCGCUGCAUACCGAAACAUUCGGAUGAAUGUCUCUAUUUACCGCUAGAUAAGAUAAUCUCAAACUACUUAGCAAAACAUAAUCUGUCAGAUGGUGAAUGCUUUCCGCAACUGACAACUGCUGUUAGUACUAUAAAUACUACGAUAAUAGCACACGGUCAUUGUUCCCGUACUACUUUGAUGUCAGGUUCAGAAUGCUCACUUACAACUACAAAACUAGAACGUACGACCAAAACACUACCAAUCAGAACCACUCCAACUUCAAGAACCCGUAAAUCCACUUUAAUGACCACGCCUAAAACUACUACCCAUGAUACUACCCAUACUAUUCGUGUAACACAACCUGUCACUCAACCAUCGACUAGCUUAAGCACCGAGUUGACUGACAGCAGUGAAGAAACUACCACUGAUGAAGACAUCACCGAAACCGAGCCACCUAUUAUGUCUACUGAGAUUUCAAUUCCAACGUCUACCAGUUUGCCCAAUACAAACAUAUUAACUGCCAAUACUAACACCACAGUUCAGCCUAACACUAUCACUGACGAUGAAGGGACAACUCCCCAUGAAGACGAAACUGAAACUGACGAAGCAAGAGCAUCAUCCGAGGAAGAAAAUGCAACCGCAGUAACUGACGCAACCGAUAAAUCCGGCGAAUUUUUCACUUGGGAUGAAGGAUUUGAAAGACGUGCAAAACUGUUUACAACGACCACCAGCUCUACCACUACCACUACCGUUACCCCGACCACUACUGUCCACACUUCCGGCACAACACCGUGUAUCCAGUUCGGCUCAAACGAAUCCGAAUUCCCCGAUUCGGACUACUGGGACAAAAGCCUGUCCCGAGAAUCGUGGGAAUCCGCAACUGAAUCAACGGAAGAUUCGAACAGUAGCAGCAAAUGCAAAAAGGUGUACUGCCUUAACAGCAAAUCCGGUGGACUGAGCUGUGAUGACGUAACCGGAACUCAACGGGGACGGAUGAUGAUUCCGGGUUACAUCAUACGCUAUCGGCAGCGCUCCAAUGCGGACAUCAAACGCGAUCCACAGCUGGAUGCUGGAAUCGAACUCCGAUUGCGUUUUCCGAACUCGUACCGCAUCGAGGCGAUCGCCCGGAAGGAUCUUCAUCAGGCGAAGUAAUAGGUGUUAUAUGGUUGAUUUUGCGUUUGUUAUUGUUUGUCGUUCUUGAAAUAAAAUAAGUU